GCAGAGAAGUAAAAUCCGAAAUCAUGGCGAAUCCCUUUUUGAUGGACGAAGACCUAGAUGGUUGCGAUGCGGCUGCCAACCCGUUUCUCAUGCAAUCAGAACCUGAACCUAGUACGGAUAAUCCUUUUGGAGCAGCUACAGGCGCCUCAAAUCCAUUUGCCUUUGGCGCCGAUGAUCUCGAGUUGGGGGCGGAACCGGAAGCGGAAGCUGCGCAUGACAACGAUCUUGACCCGGCAAUGAGUUUCUUUGGCACUACGAUCGAGGCGGAGGACGAUGCGUUGAGUUUGAAAUCAGGCGCCGAGGAGGAGGACGAGGGCAAGAAACUGCCUCAGUCCCAGCCACAGUUGCAAUCGCACGCGCACCCGCCCCCGCCACGCCCUCAGGCUCCUCCCCAGAGCACCCAAGACUUAAUUAGUACGGUGUCCAGUCAGUUGGACGAAACUAGUUCGGAGCUACUAGGUCGUAUACCUGCCACCCGAUCGCCCAGCCCGGUUUCGAUGCGGGAUCUGCACUCGCCGAGUCCUACUCCGGACUCGGGACUAGCCGAUCUCCUGGAUGUGUCGGUGGAUAGUGGAUCGAGUGCCCAUACUCAAGGAAUGGAGGCGGAUUUAAUUGGGGGAGUGGCAGGCGGGGUGCCGCUAGAUAAUCCCUUUGCAGUUCCGACAGCGGUGCCGAAUAUACAGGCGGCAGCUCCACUGCCUGCCACACCGAUGAAACAACCCCCUCGCCCACCACCGCCUCGUCCUGCUCCCCCACGUCCCGCUCCUCCAGGUCAAGCGGCACCACAGAGACCUCCACCACCGGUGGCCGCAGCUGGUCCACCGCCAGCCGCUCCAGAAGCGGAUGACCUUUUGGAUAUGUUUGGUACUACGGCAAGUAAGCCGGUCAAGCCGCCGCCACCCAAGUCCAAGGAGGACAUACUGAGUCUCUUUGAGCAACCACAUGCACCACCAGCCCCACCAGCAUCCAAGCCGGACUUACUGCAUGACGAUCUGCCCGAGGCGAUUGGCGAGGAUGUGCCGCAGGAACAAGAGGAGCUGAACGAGGAGCAGAGGAACGGAAACAACUCACGAGAUGAACCAGUAUUUACUUCCCUACUAAUACGACCGGACGAAAGCACCCAUGACAUAACCUCCCAACCACAGGCAGCUACUGGAUUGGAACGGCAGGUGAAUAAUAUGGCUGCACCACCGGGGGCCGCCAGCACGCAGAGGGCUACCACACCGGAUAUUGAGAUUACCACGGUGGAGGAUCUGCCGCGAUCUGAUGACGAGGAUGAGCCGCAGGCUAAGCAGGAACCGGAGACAGAUACGAAACCAAAAAUCGAACCCGAAAGGGAGCCCGAAAUUGUCUCUGAUCACAGCCCCCCAACGGAACGCCUAGUGACCACCCAGGCAGCUCUCGUCGAUGAUGAGCCCAUAGCCAGUGAGCCCGAGCCCGAGCCGGAGCCGGAGCCUGAGCAAAUGGACACCGGUCUAGACUUUCCGCUGGCUUCCAGCGGCCUGGCCAGCGGUCAGUUGUCCGCCAACCCCUUCGCCAGCCCCGAGGAGGAAGAGGAGCCGAACCUCGCACCCGUGCCUGCGGUAGUUGCCAAUAUAUUUGCGGUGAACGAUCCGGAACCGGAGAUGGAAACACCGCAAGCGCCCAGCUAUACGGCCAAUAUCUUUGCUUCCGAGCCAGACGAGUUUGACGCAUUCUCAGCCAAGUUUGACUCGGUGAAGAAGGACAAUAUCAGCAUUCUGGAUGGUUUUGGCGGUUCCGGAGCGAUAACGCCCACAGGCGGGGAUGCUUGGGGAGAUAGCGCUUUCGGAUCGGCUACAAUCUCGGCUAAUGCUUUUGGCGACACCAAUUCGGCGGAUAAUGGAUUCGGCAACGAGGACGAUGACUUCUAUGCAAUGCAGGCGCCCGCACGCGCAGAUUCCGUGGAAUCGGUGGACAAGGAGUUCAGCGUGGUUAUCCGCCCGAAGGCUGAAGGAACUAGUGGGGUAGCCCCCCAGCUUGCGCCACCACCACCGCCGGCGCGUGGGGUUAACCAGGCACAGACCACAUCGCCGCCUGGCUCAACCGUCAAUCCGUUCGAGGAUGUUAGUGGCUUCCCGGCUCCGGGGCCGCCACCAGCCGAUGGAACCGUCAUUAAACGCACGGACUCGCAGGACACGCCACAGACACCGCUCUAUGACGAGGAUGUAUCACAACCGCUGGAGGAGUUUCCGAGACUCCAUUACAUUGGACCCGGAUGGGAGAUGCAACUCCGGCAGCCCAACAAGAAGAAGAUCACUGGUCAGCGCUUCUGGAAGAAAAUCUUUGUUCGACUGGUGGUGCAGAACGAUGUGCCGGUGGUGCAGCUGCUUAACCAGGCGGGCGAUAAGCAACCAUUCCAAGAACUGCCCUUACAACCGUCGUAUUCUGUGUCGGAGAUCGGGGCUCAGCAGUAUGACCAGUUCGGCAAGAUUUUCACGAUGAAACUACAGUACAUUUUCUACAAGGAGAGACCCGGCGUUAGACCCGGCCAAGUAACAAAGGCGGAGCGGAUCACAAAUAAGCUGACCAAGUUCGCACAAUACGCCAUCGCUGGCGACUACGAAGGCGUCAAGGAGUUUGGCAGCGAUCUAAAAAAACUGGGCCUGCCAGUAGAGCAUGCGCCGCAGUCGUCCCAGCUCUUCAAGAUUGGCUCAAUGAACUACGAGGACAUGAAGCAGUUCUCGGUCUGCAUCGAGGAGGCAUUGUUCAAGCUUCCAGCUCUGCGGGAGCGAGCGUUGACAUACAAAAUGGAGGAGGUCCAGGUAACCGCCGUUGAUGAGAUUACUGUAGAACAGGACUUCGAGGGCAAGAUCCUCAAACAGAUUGCCCGAGUGCGACUCUUCUUCCUCGCUUUUCUUACCGGCAUGCCCACCAUCGAGUUGGGCGUAAACGAUAUGUGGCGGCAGGGGAAGGAGGUUGUCGGCCGGCACGACAUCAUCCCGGUGGCCACCGAGGAGUGGAUCAGGCUGGAGGCCGUUGAGUUUCAUAGUGUUGUUAAUCAGCAGGAGUACGAGAGAACGCGCACCAUCAAAUUUCAACCGCCAGACGCGAACUAUAUUGAGCUGCUCCGCUUCCGUGUGCGUCCGCCCAAGAAUCGCGAACUUCCGCUGCAGCUGAAGGCAACCUGGUGCGUCAGCGGCAACAAGGUAGAACUGCGGGCUGACAUCUUGGUGCCGGGAUUCACCUCCCGCAAGUUAGGCCAAAUCCCCUGCGAGGAUGUCUCCGUGCGCUUCCCGAUACCCGAAUGCUGGAUCUACUUGUUCCGUGUCGAGAAGCACUUCAGAUAUGGCUCGGUUAAGUCAGCUCAUCGGCGAACAGGCAAGAUUAAGGGUAUCGAGCGGAUCCUGGGUGCCGUAGACACGCUUCAGGAGUCGCUGAUCGAGGUGACCUCCGGACAGGCCAAAUACGAGCAUCACCAUCGGGCCAUUGUGUGGCGUUGUCCCCGUUUGCCCAAAGAGGGUCAAGGUGCGUAUACCACACAUCAGCUGGUCUGCCGCAUGGCACUUACAUCGUAUGACCAGAUUCCAAGCGAACUGGCGCCAUACGCUUUCGUGGAGUUCACUAUGCCCGCCACGCAGGUCUCGCAUACCACCGUGCGCUCCGUGAGUGUCCAAGAUUCGGAUGCCGAUGAACCGCCAGAGAAGUACGUCCGCUAUUUGGCACGGCACGAGUACAAGGUUGGCAUCGAGACCACGCACGGCGAGUCCACGAACGCGUAUUUGGCGGCAACGCGUCCUAUUCGCGAGGAGCCGCCCAGCACGGCCACCAAGCCUACUGCGUCUCCGGUCCCGCCCAGCGAUUCGGACACGGACUCAAACUAAGCUGGCUAGCCGCGCUGCUCCGGUGUUUAUCCGGUGGCACACUAGGGCUCAAUCUGAUAUUCACACUCCCAUGUGAAUGGAAGGCGGUGCCACUGGCAGCAGCUUUUUGUAGAUAUUCCUCUUGCAUGGGUUUCCUUAUCGUUCUUGUUAUAUACUUACAUGAUAUACAAUACGGUGCUUAAGUACAGCAAUUAAAGAGUGCGAGUAAAGCAGACGAAGGAAAAAGCUAACGCUGUGUAAAAAGCCAAAUGAACGAAGUCGAGUCGAGAUCUGUGGAUCCAUCAGCGGGCGAGCAGAAAGCUAAAGCAUCUUACCUAACCUUUAAUCUAUGAACCAUAUAACCACAGCCAUAGUCCCCCGACCUAACCCAGCCAGGCCCUAAAAAAUUAAACUUCGUUACUUGUAGACAUAUGAUCACGUUAAUUUUAAUUGAUAUCAGACCAGAAUCGUACUUAAAGUCAACCCAUACAUAUGCAUAGUGGUUAUUAUCUCAAGACACUAAAACUCAUACAAGCGAACGAAGAAACAAUAAAAGGAAGUUUUCCGAAGGCAGAAAAAAAGCGAAUUCCCCUCUUAGCGUUUAAAAGCAUAGGCUCAAAUGCACAUAACCAAUACAAAAUGGAGCUGCUACCUUAAAUAAGAUUACACAUCGCUGGCUCCAGUUUCCAACUUCGCAUAAUGUUAACGUUAGCAUUACCGUGUAAGUUUCUGGUGCAAGCUGCCAGCUUCGCAUAGAUUAAUCAACACUGGAGUGAGCUGCCAGCCUUAGAAGACGUUAACCUACCCUGGAACGAGCUGCCAGCUUUAUAAAGUUAACCAACACUGGUCACCAUACAUAUGGGGUGUCAAACUUGAAACUAUCCAUAGCCAUCAGCUACACUUAGGUUUAUGUAUACCACUAAUUUAAUAAAUUUAGAAAUGAAUUGAAAACUACAAGCAAAAGCAAAAACGUGAACGAAAAUGCAUAUUCAAAUGUUAUUGUUGUGAAUUAAAUUAAAUUAUAUUCAAACUAAACUACAAAGUAAUGGGAAACAAUAUAGGCAAAUCAUCUUUGUUGACGCAAAAAGUGUAUAAGAAACCGAAAUGCUGUAUUUAUUUAAAACCUAACGAAGAUAUUCAUAUACAUUUGCCAUACAUACUGAUUUGUUGAUUGUGUUUUAGAAAAAUUUCAUGCAAAUAGAUUUGUUAAUUGCGUGUUAAAUGAAUAUAUUCUUCAUCCCAGACUAACAACCUCCCAAAGGCUUAAAUUUUUUCGAUUUCUUGUCCUCUCCAUAACGCAAUAAUUCAUGUCGAACAGCUCUACUACGAACUCUUAAAACGACUCUCAAUGGAAUAUUAAUAUAAAUAGUGAAUGUGUAUAUUGUACCCCUAAGAAAUGAAUCUUCAUUCAUGUAUUAUGUAUGUUACAUUAUUUAAGUUUAAUUCUACAUAUAUUAUAUCGUAUAUACCAUAUAUAUUGUAUGUACAAUAAAAAAGAAGGAAAUCUAUGCAAACAAACCGUUCGGUUGACAAACACUCUCACAUGUUAUAUUUAUAUAAUAAUUAUACAAAAAUCGACGGUCCCGACGCGAUAUAUGCCCCCGAUGCAUAUUCUUUUGUGGGCAUAUACUGCGCUGGAAUUAGUUGCUAUUAAACAAAUAUGCGGCGCAAGCCAAAAGGUAUUAACCGAAAAACUAAAAACAAUAUAAUGAAUUAUUAUGAACCGAACAAAAACGCAUUAUGAAGGAACAAUAUCUAGUCAAAUGAGAAAAUAAAUAUUGAGACAACAAAUAUUAAGCAAUGCAAA
Messenger RNA from Drosophila yakuba, 5628 nucleotides. Its product is annotated as protein stoned-B. Gene Ontology annotation, biological process: regulation of endocytosis; clathrin-dependent endocytosis; synaptic vesicle endocytosis. Lineage: Eukaryota; Metazoa; Arthropoda; Insecta; Diptera; Drosophilidae. The transcript is spliced from 7 exons. Gene Ontology annotation, molecular function: clathrin-cargo adaptor activity. The coding region runs from base 24 to 3842 and encodes 1272 amino acids. Gene Ontology annotation, cellular component: AP-2 adaptor complex; synaptic vesicle. The record is from RefSeq and is a predicted model, not a curated record.